AUGGCACUGCCUCAAUCUUCCUCUUCCCAGGCGCGCUGCCCGCAUAGCAUCUUGACGUCCUUGCCUUCAGAGUAUGCCCAAUCAUCAGGACAUCAGCCCUAUAACGAGCAGCGUCUUCUAACUGCCAUAACUGGGAAGCGAAAGCACACCGCCAAUGCUGCGUCCCAAUACCAUCUCACGAAAUUUCCCGCACCCCUCGUCUUGCCUGGUGACGCCAUUGACCUAGAUCCAAAAUACCCUUCUCAGAGUUUUCGAUCGUGGGUGAACGACGGCACGAGGAACCACGUUACCGCCCGUCGCCACAUCAUCUACGUCGCUGCUCCACCGGAGAUCGACCGAAGCGUGAAUUUCAUGGAUGAUUGGCGUCGUCCCAAGACUGACUCGUCAAUGGUUGAGAAGCAGGCAGUCGUUGUUGCGGAUGUUGAAGUUCGGAGCCUCAUCUCCUACCUGCAAGCCUUCUACCACGGCCUUGAGGUCAAGCUACUCCCUGUGCCUCUGAGCUUCACCUCCUGGGACGAGCCAGCCCAGUCCAAAUCAGGGUCAUCUAAUCGCAAAACGCGCGAUGUCCAGGCUGUGGCGCUGUCCACCGGUACCGAAGCCACCCGUAUCCGAGUUCGCAGUACGCCACCCUCAAAUGCUGGUCCAGCAGAUGCCUUCCCAUACAGCCAUCAGUUAAACCUGAAUGACAUGACGGACGUGGCACUCCGCGUGCUCCCGUCGGACGCUUAUGCGCUGCUCUUCGUUAUAACGCAUGAUAUGUACGAGUCUGAAGAAGAUGAUUUCUGCUGUGGCCGAGCAUGGGGCGCCAGUCGGGUAGCCAUUGCUUCAAGUGCCCGAUAUCAGCCCUGCCUUGAUGAUGUCCAUGGCGUUGAUCGAGAACACAUCUGGCCCGCUAGUCAUUGCAAAGCCUUUGUCGACAAGCUGAAUCUGGGAAGUAGCCAGAAUGACAACCCACGAAACAGGCGCAACGGUGCCAAGAAGCGCACAAUCGCCCACCGACCAAUUUCCGGAGCUCAGUCGUUGAUUACACCUCAACCCUUGGAAAAAGCGGUGGAUGUGUACCGAACCUCAUCCCCUGCAGUCGGUCUGGCCGUCGUCGACACCAGCAGCUUGCUCCUGUUCCGUCUCUGCCGCACGGCGUCACAUGAACUGGGCCACUGUUUCGGACUCGACCACUGCAUGUACCUGGCUUGCAUGAUGCAAGGUACCGCGUCAGUAGCGGAAGAUAUGAGGCAGCCGCCGUAUCUGUGUCCCGUGUGUGAAGCCAAGGUCGCCUGGGCGGUUGUUCGAUGCGGCACUUCGGAGGUCACGGCCGAGCCUAAAACCGAAGGCCGAGCCAGGAGAGCCGCAGGUCAGACGGGGGUGGAGCAAUCAGAGGCGCAGACGGAGGACGACAAGCGAGAGAUACAACUGGCGAAAUGGAAGAAGGAUAGGUUGGAGGCAAUAACCACGUUUUGCGAGCACCUCAAUGGCGCUUUUGCUCCUCUGCGGGCGUGGUCAACAGCUCUUCUCUAG
Messenger RNA from Cladophialophora carrionii CBS 160.54, 1515 nucleotides. RefSeq lists its product as uncharacterized. The record is from RefSeq and is a predicted model, not a curated record. Gene Ontology annotation, biological process: proteolysis. Gene Ontology annotation, molecular function: metallopeptidase activity. Bases 1 to 1515 code for a protein of 504 amino acids. The transcript has 2 exons. Lineage: Eukaryota; Fungi; Ascomycota; Eurotiomycetes; Chaetothyriales; Herpotrichiellaceae.